Ostrinia nubilalis (European corn borer) is the source of this 2305-nucleotide messenger RNA. It is a transcript of the gene AspRS-m, whose product is annotated as aspartate--tRNA ligase, mitochondrial. The transcript has a single exon. The record is from RefSeq and is a predicted model, not a curated record. NCBI's taxonomy places the organism in Eukaryota, Metazoa, Arthropoda, Insecta, Lepidoptera, Crambidae. Gene Ontology annotation, molecular function: aspartate-tRNA ligase activity; ATP binding; nucleic acid binding. The coding region runs from base 143 to 2077 and encodes 644 amino acids. Gene Ontology annotation, cellular component: cytoplasm. Gene Ontology annotation, biological process: aspartyl-tRNA aminoacylation.
UGUGCUGAUCUGAAUGUAAACAAAUAUUUAAUUUAAAAAAAUACAAAGGAUAAUGGUGAUAUGGUGUGAAUAAUUUGUAAUAAUUUAAAGAGCGAAACGAAGUACUCGACAUCGUACUCAAAUACUCAAUGAUCAUAGUAUUAUGAGUAUAAUUUACAGCGAUAUCGGUGCAAGAAUGUGGAAACUCAAUAAAACAAUUUUGCGGCAAGCCUAUUCAAUAUCAAAUAUUCCAACAUUAUACAAACCUGUACUGAAUGGUACAGCAGUCCGAUGGAAGGUCCCAGCAGCAAGUUAUUGUCAAUAUCGGAACCUAACCUCAAAAGUUCAGACUUUAUUUCUAACCAGAAGCUUACAUGAACAAAAAGAAAUUCGUAUCCAGAAUCAUGAUUGUGAACCACACUGCAACACUUUUACGUUCAGGACGCACAACUGUGGAGAACUGCGACCCUCAAAUGCUGGACAAAAGGUCACUUUAUGUGGAUGGGUACAAUAUUAUAGGUUAUCCAAAUUCAUACUGUUACGGGACUCUUACGGUAUCACACAGUGCGUAGUGAGUGACCAUAGCUCUCUACCUGAUGUUCCCUUGGAGACAGUGGUGAAAAUAGAAGGAAUUCUACAAUUACGACCCAAAGACACAAUCAAUACUAACAUGGCUACUGGAGAAGUUGAAGUUGUUAUUGACAAUUUGGAAAUACUAAAUACAAAUGAUAAACUUCCAUUCAAUUUGCGAAAUUAUCAAAAACCUAAGGAGCAGCUCAGAUUACAACAUCGGUACAUUGAUCUACGGUUUCCAGAAAUGCAAAGCAACUUGAGGAAGCGAUCACAAAUGCUGCACAAUAUUAGAAAAUUUCUUGUUGAAAACCAUGCCUUUGUGGAAGUGGAAACACCUACAUUGUUUUGCCGAACCCCUGGUGGUGCAAGGGAGUUCGUAGUGCCUACACAUCAUUCCGGAUUAUUCUACUCGUUAGUCCAAAGUCCUCAACAGUUCAAACAGAUGUUAAUGGUUGGAGGCAUUGACAGAUACUUUCAGAUCGCCAGAUGUUACCGUGAUGAAACCACGCGACCUGACCGACAACCAGAAUUUACACAGCUUGAUAUUGAAAUGUCUUUUACGGACCGAGAAGGAGUUAUCAGUUUAAUAGAAAACUUACUUUAUGAAACGUUUCUCAAAGAUCUCCCAAAACCCCCAUUUAGGAGGAUGACUUAUGAAUAUGCUUUACAAAAUUAUGGUACAGAUAAGCCUAAUUUAACUUACGACUUGAAGUUUGUAAAUAUAAAGCAUUUAUUUAAUGAAAAAUCAUCGAGUGAUGAUUUUGGAGCAUAUGCACUACCAUAUUCCAGUAAAUUAGGAAAACUAACGACAACAACAAAAAAUGCAAUUAAGAAAUUGAGUGAAAAAUAUCAAGUAAAAGUAGUUUUAAAUGAAAAAAUAUCUAAUGAAUUUGGUACUGAAUUUACUGAAAAAUUGCAGUUGCAAAAUGAGAAUUCAUGUAUAAUUUCUAUGGGAGAUAAUCGGAAUGCAUGUCUAUGCUUAGGUGAAAUAAGAGAAAUGGUGGCAACACUGCUUCUGUCUAAAAAUCUACUAGAAGUUGAAAAGAAUGUAUGUCCCUUAUGGGUUGUGGACUUCCCGUUAUUUGAAAAAGGAGAACAUGGUUUGGAAACCUGUCAUCACCCAUUUACUGCUCCUCAUCCAGACGACAUUCAUUUGUUGGAUACUCAACCUUAUAAAGUAAGGUCACUAGCUUAUGACAUUGUUAUGAACGGCAAUGAAAUCGGAGGUGGAUCAGUCCGUAUACAUAACGUUGAACUGCAGGAGAAGAUAUUAAAAAUGUUAAAUAUAAGCCCGGAGAGUUUGUCACAUUUUCUGAAUGCUUUGAAGAGUGGUUGCCCCCCACAUGGUGGGUUGGCAAUAGGAAUAGACCGCCUAGUCUCAGUCGCAUGUGAUGCUGAGUCAAUAAGAGAUGUCAUAGCGUUUCCUAAGUCUCAUGAAGGAAAAGAUCCAUUAUCAGGGGCUCCCAAUCCAAUAACAGAAGAGGACAAAAAGUAUUAUCACAUAGCUACUGUGGAAAGUACAUAGCUGUAAGCUAGAAUUUUAUAUUUUGUUAUUAUAUUAUUAUGUAUUAAAAUGUUAAUAAAUUGUGAUACUUUAAUUGUAAGUUGAAAAGUAGCUGGGCGAAAAAUUCACGACAGGAGUUACUUAUUGGUAGCAAAAUUACUAUGAUGACAAACUAUAAAAUUGCUGCGAUUUCAUGGCAGGUUUUAUAUGACGACUUUCUUCCAUACUUUUCAUAAAUUUUUCAUGGAA